AUGGCACCGCCUAUUGAUCCCACUCAAAAACGCCAAAAACCUCCACCGCCAAAUCCCCGUUUCGAGCAAAUCAUUGCUCUCGCUGCCACAGGACAUCUGAAGAUUGGGAACUUCAUAAUCAAAGAAACGAUUGGAAAAGGAGCAUUCGGAGCUGUCAAAAAGGGAACACACAUUGAAACCGGAUACAAUGUCGCUAUCAAGAUUUUGAAUCGUGGAAAGAUGAAGGGCCUUGGAACGGUUAACAAGACUCGAAACGAAAUCGAGAAUCUCCAACUACUAUCGCACCCCCAUAUCACCCGUCUCUUCCGUGUGAUCAGUACUCCAUCGGAUAUAUUUUUGAUUAUGGAAUUGGUGUCUGGUGGAGAGCUGUUCAGUUAUAUCACUAAGAAAGGAACGCUUUCCAUCAAAGAGAGCCGACGGUACUUCCAGCAAAUCAUCUCAGGAGUCAGCUAUUGUCACAAGCAUAUGAUUGUUCACAGAGAUUUGAAACCCGAAAAUCUCCUUCUCGACAGCAAAAAGAACAUCAAAAUCGCAGAUUUUGGACUAUCGAACUACAUGACCGACGGUGAUCUUCUCUCCACUUCGUGCGGAUCCCCGAAUUACGCAGCUCCAGAACUCAUAUCGAACAAUCUCUACGUUGGACCAGAAGUCGAUUUAUGGUCGUGUGGAGUUAUUCUGUACGCUAUGCUCUGUGGAACACUUCCGUUUGACGAUCAGCAUGUUCCGACACUCUUUAGUAAAAUUAAGAGCGGGCGCUACAUGGUCCCCUACUCGAUGGACAAACAAGCUGCUGAUCUGAUCGCGUCGAUGCUUCAAGUUGACCCAGUUAAACGAGCUGAUGUGAAGAAGAUUGUCAAUCAUAGCUGGUUCCAAGUAGACCUUCCAUACUAUCUGUUCCCAGAGUGUGAGAAUGAAUCGUCGAUUGUGGAUAUCGAUGUAGUUCAAUGUGUGGCGGCGAAAUUCGAUGUCAAGGAGGAAGACGUCACUGGCGCUCUUCUUGCCGAGGAUCACCAUCACUACCUCUCGAUUGCCUAUCGACUCGAAGUGAAUCACAAGAGAAACGCUGAUGAGCAUUCACAGAGGGCGAUGGAUGAUUUUUGGGAGAUUGGGAAGAAUAUCAAGAUGGGUACAGCCUCUUUGCCGACCAGUAUCAAGACAGUCAACAACGUUGGUAGAAAAAUUCUCGAAGGACUCAAGAAAGAGCAGAAACGAAUGACAUGGAAUCUGGGAAUCCGCGCUUGUCUCGACCCUGUGGACACCAUGUUCCACGUAUACAGAAGUCUUCGAGAAAUGAACAUGGAAUGGAAGAUACUCAGCAACUUUCAUAUCAUAGCCAGAUGCCAACCGACGCCGACGAAUCCAGAGCCGAUAAAGAUGUCGCUGCAAUUGUUCAGAGUUGAUAAGGAUAACGGUGGUCGAGGAUAUAUAUUGGAUUUCAAAGCAUUGACGGAGGAUGAUGAAGCGUUCCCACCGAGCCGCUGCCGUUCACGUGCUGCCUCGAUUUCUGUCGGACCUUCAACGCCCUCUAGAUCAAGUGGAAAUUUCAACGGAAACAACUCUCGACCGACCUACGCCACACCGCUCGUAUCUCCACUUAUGUCUCCAGCGACUCCAUCCAUUACAAUCCCAAAAGUUCGUGUUGAUGAGGCAGAAGCUUCACUGAAAUCGUCAGCUACUAAUAGCUAUUAUAUGGGAGAUAUCGAUAAUUCAAUCGAGAGCCUUGACGAAAUCUCCACGAAGUCGUUAGAACCCGAAGAGAUUACCCGCUCCCAAACGAUGGAAUUCUUCGCCACAGUUCACAUCAUAAUGCAGGCUCUUCUAGCUGAAUAA
Caenorhabditis briggsae is the source of this 1830-nucleotide messenger RNA. It is a transcript of the gene Cbr-aak-1, whose product is annotated as Protein CBR-AAK-1. NCBI's taxonomy places the organism in Eukaryota, Metazoa, Nematoda, Chromadorea, Rhabditida, Rhabditidae. Bases 1 to 1830 code for a protein of 609 amino acids. Gene Ontology annotation, cellular component: cytoplasm. Gene Ontology annotation, molecular function: protein serine/threonine kinase activity; ATP binding. The transcript has 9 exons. The record is from RefSeq and is a predicted model, not a curated record. Gene Ontology annotation, biological process: intracellular signal transduction; protein phosphorylation.